AUGUCGAGAGUCUCAUAUGCUAGUGCAGUAGGUAGCUUGAUGUACGCUAUGGGUACACCUGAUGUGGGGAUUAGCUUCGGAAGUGAUACAGAGUGCUUGGUGUCUGGGUAUUCUGACUCGGACUAUGCUGGAGAUGUUGAAACGAGGAGGUCGAUGACUGGUUAUGUAUUCACUCUUGGGAGUUCUGUAGUGAGCUGGAAGGCAACUUUGCAGUCGGCGGUGACAUUGUCUACUACUGAGGCAGAGUAUAUGGCUUUGACAGAAGCUGCUAAGGAGCGAAUAUGGUUGAAGGGACUGGUUGGUGAUCUGGGUCUACAUCAUGAUCAGGCAGUGGUGUAUUGCGAAAGUUUGAGUGCAAUAUGCUUGGCCAAUGAUCAAGUCCACCAUGAGAGGACUAAGCACAUCGACGUGAGGUAUCAUUUCUUGAGGACAGAGAAGAGGAUUAAGGUGAAGAAGGUUGGCACCGUGGAUGAUCCUGUUGAUAUGUUCACGAAGCCGGUUCCACAUGGCAAGUUCCAACACUGCUUGGACUUGCUGAAUGUCUUGAGUGGGUGA
Molecule: messenger RNA, 555 nt
Organism: Linum trigynum
Lineage: Eukaryota; Viridiplantae; Streptophyta; Magnoliopsida; Malpighiales; Linaceae
Source: the annotation of a GenBank genome assembly